Gadus macrocephalus (Pacific cod) is the source of this 1289-nucleotide messenger RNA. It is a transcript of the gene ebf3b, whose product is annotated as EBF transcription factor 3b. NCBI's taxonomy places the organism in Eukaryota, Metazoa, Chordata, Actinopteri, Gadiformes, Gadidae. The transcript is spliced from 6 exons. The record is from RefSeq and is a predicted model, not a curated record. The coding region runs from base 651 to 1205 and encodes 184 amino acids. Gene Ontology annotation, biological process: regulation of transcription by RNA polymerase II. Gene Ontology annotation, molecular function: DNA-binding transcription factor activity, RNA polymerase II-specific; RNA polymerase II cis-regulatory region sequence-specific DNA binding.
AGAGCCUCUCCCGUGGGUUUAGAGUUUUGGCUCCCGGGAAAGAUUUCAGUCCUCCGGGAAAGAGGGCUUAGUUUUGCAUGUUCCCAUCCAUCGUGCACGACGCGAAAGGCCCCUUAUCCACAUCUCCUGUGUACAAGGAACACCUCCACGGUGAUCAGCCUCUGCCUCGUGUUUGUCUUGUGGAGAAGCAGCAGCAGCACCUUUUCCAGGAGUGCUUUAUUCAACUCGAGUCCUGACGCUUUUGGACGCGGUGCUUCGGGGAUGUCGGCACUUUGAGAGCUGCAGCAUCACCCAAACAACUGCCAUCGAUUUUUCUGUGAAUAGCAACAAAAAAACAAAACAGAAAAAACAAAAAAACAAAGAGGAACAAUAGCAACAAAAAAAAUCGCGUCUAUUGAACAAUUCACGUUUUUUUUCUUCUUCUUGUUCCCCUGUCUGUGGAUAGCACUCCAACUAAGUACGGCACUUUGAGACUUGUUCACAUCGUUCCAAGUCAGGACAGACAGAAGAGGGAGACGAGACCUGUGGACCAGCCGUUCCCUCGCACCGCUCGCGACUGAUCCCGCAAAACCCUGAAGGAUACCGCGUGUGGACGUUUAUUUACCCUCAUUUCGCAGGAGGCUCCCCCUUUUGCACGCAAAUUGUCCUAAAUGUUUGGGAUUCAGGAAACUAUAUCGCGGGGUGGCACCACGAUGAAGGAGGAACCGCUCGGUGGGCUCAAUUCGGUCCGCUCGUGGAUGCACACAGCUGGGGUGGUGGACGCGAACACAGCCGCCCAAAGCGGUGUUGGCUUGGCACGGGCACAUUAUGAAAAGCAGCCCCCCUCCAACCUCAGAAAAUCCAAUUUUUUCCAUUUCGUCCUGGCCCUGUACGACAGACAGGGUCAGCCAGUGGAGAUCGAGAGGACAGCUUUCGUGGACUUUGUGGAGAAGGACAAAGAACCAAACAGUGAAAAAACUAACAAUGGGAUACAUUACAAACUACAGUUAUUGUACAGCAAUGGAGUCAGGACAGAACAGGAUCUUUACAUACGGUUAAUCGAUUCAAUGACAAAGCAGGCGAUAGUGUACGAAGGCCAAGACAAGAACCCAGAAAUGUGUCGAGUUCUCCUUACCCACGAGAUAAUGUGCAGCCGGUGCUGCGACAAGAAAAGCUGUGGGAACCGAAACGAGACUCCUUCAGACCCUGUGAUCAUCGACCGGUAGGCUUCCCUUCUACUACACCUUCUCCUGUGUGUGUGCGUGUGUUUAUGCAUGUGUGUGAGUGUGUGCGCAGGAUGGGUGGAGAAG